CCAAAAACACUCAAAAAUGAGGAUGAGGCCAGCUAUUUGGUGGUUGCUGCUGUUUAUAUGUCACACGUGUCUACUCAAAACUGUAACGACGAACAUUGUGUGUACUCGGCCUCUUCCAAAGGACGGCUCAGAGCUGAGUGGAGGACAGCUACUUUUUGAACCGGGGACAGAAGUUAUACUGUCAUGCAGCCAAGGCUAUUCACGUACCGGGGGGUCACGCAAACUAGUCUGCAAAAAGAAUGGAGAAUGGACCGAGCGUGAGCUGAAGUGCUCCCUAAAGCGGUGUCCAGUUCCUGAAUCACCACAGAAUGGAAAAGUGGCCGUCAAUAAGAUUGCUUACCAAAGCGUCAUCAUGUAUACCUGCAAUGAGGGAUACAUCCUGGUUGGAGCCAAUUCUAGCGAAUGCUUACACACGGCCAAGUGGAGUGAGCCUACUCCAGUGUGUGAACCUGUGACUUGUGGUCUUCCGCCUAUUCCACCUUAUGCCAAAAUCGUGUAUGACAGGGAGUUUACGGGGGACACGGUUCCAUUUGGUUUUGGAGGGAUCUAUGAGUGUUUGCCUCCCAUGAUUCUCGUUGGCAAUAAGAGAUCCACAUGCACUGCAGAUGGCACAUGGACGGUACCACCAGAUUGCACGUUGGUAACAUGUCCUGUGCCCACGCUGAUAGAGAAUGGCUUUCUGUCAUUUGCUGAGUUGCGAGAGUAUGGAUAUGGGGAAAAAGUCAAAUACGGCUGUCACAAACCCUACAUCCUCGAUGGACUUUCGGAGGUUGAAUGUAAAGAAACUGGCUGGUCCAGCCUUCCAACAUGUAGAGGUACCUGCUCUCACAGACUGACAAUGUGUUGCUAA
Neoarius graeffei (lesser salmon catfish) is the source of this 850-nucleotide messenger RNA. RefSeq names its product beta-2-glycoprotein 1-like. The record is from RefSeq and is a predicted model, not a curated record. The transcript is spliced from 6 exons. The coding region runs from base 17 to 850 and encodes 277 amino acids. Lineage: Eukaryota; Metazoa; Chordata; Actinopteri; Siluriformes; Ariidae.